AUGAUCAAAAGGAGAGCGAGAACCAGGCGCACAGUCAGAGGAGGAACUGACAAAACCUCUGACACCACAGCUGAUCCCAACCUGAACUGACACACCUGCCCACCCUGACACUCACUCCGCGCCUGCGCAGUGGCCGGAGCUCAUCGAUGAUGCGAUUGAGUCUGGCUGUUUCCCGUCAGGCAGCGCGCGCGGCCUGCUCCUGGUUUGUGUCCAGUCAUCGCGGUGCCGGCGCUGAGCGGGGCCCGGGUUCAGGGAUCGCGGAGAGAGACAGAGGUGGGGGAGCGAGCGAGGCCUGAGCGGCUUUCCUUGUGGUUUGAGCAGCGCCCGCGACAUGAAGGAGAUGGCGGGGAAACAGAAGCCCAAAGACACGGCCUCGGAGCGGGGCAAAGCCACGAGCGGGAGCGGCCCCGGGGCUCCCGAUGUGGAGAUGAAAGACGUGUCCGGGGAGAAUGGAAGCGAGCAGCCCGAGGCCGCGCACAAAACCCAGAAAGAGCUGGACCUGAUCACAUUGGAGGAUAUCAAAGAACACGUAAAGCAGAUUGAGAAAGCUGUAUCAAGCAAGGAGCCACGGUUCGUCCUGCGGGCCCUGCGAGCACUACCUUCCACCUGUCGCAGACUAAAUCCCACCGUCCUCUACAAGGCCAUCAAUGGCUUCUUUGUCUCAAAUACUUCAACAAGGGAUUUCCUGUUGGCUUUUCUCGAGGAGCCAAUGGAUACAGAAGGGGAUGUGCAGUUUCGCCCUCGAACAGGAAAAGCGGCUUCUGUACCUCUUCUGCCUGAGGCUGAAGCCUACUUGCAGCUUCUGCUGGUCAUUUAUUUGACAAACAAUAAGCGAUACACUGAGGCACAGAAAUGCUCAGAUGAUCUGAUGCAAAAGAUUGCUGCUCAGAAUCGUCGGGCUCUGGAUCUGGUUGCUGCUAAGUGUUAUUAUUACCAUGCUCGGAUUUAUGAAUUCCUCAACAAGCUUGAUGUAGUUAGAAGUUUCUUACAUGCACGUUUGAGGACUGCCACCCUACGCCAUGAUGCUGAUGGACAGGCCACUCUGCUGAACUUGUUGUUGAGGAACUACCUGCAGUAUAACCUUUAUGAUCAGGCUGAGAAGCUCGUCUCCAAAUCCAUUUUUCCAGAACAAGCAAAUAACAAUGAGUGGGCUCGAUAUCUUUAUUAUACUGGUCGUAUUAAGGCUAUUCAGUUGGAAUAUUCGGAAGCCCGGAGAACAUUAACCAAUGCUCUACGAAAGGCACCUCAGCACACUGCGGUUGGCUUCAAGCAGACGGUUCACAAAUUGCUGAUUGUGGUGGAGUUAUUAUUGGGUGAGAUCCCAGACAGACUGCAGUUCCGACAGCCAUCACUGAAGAGGUCCUUGAUGCCCUAUUUCCUGUUGACUCAGGCUGUGCGCACUGGGAAUUUAUCCAAGUUUAACCAGGUCUUAGAACAGUUUGGAGAGAAGUUUCAGGCUGAUGGCACGUACACAUUAAUCAUCCGCUUGAGGCACAACGUCAUCAAGACAGGUGUGAGAAUGAUCAGUUUAUCUUACUCCCGCAUCGCUCUGACUGAUAUAGCACAGAAACUCCAGCUGGACAGCCCAGAGGAUGCAGAGUUUAUAGUUGCCAAGGCAAUUCGUGAUGGUGUAAUUGAGGCCAGCAUUAACCAUGAGAGAGGAUAUGUCCAAUCUAAAGAGACCAUUGACAUUUAUGGCACACGAGAGCCUCAGCUAGCUUUCCAUCAGAGAAUCUCCUUCUGUCUGGAUAUCCACAACAUGUCUGUUAAGGCAAUGCGAUUCCCACCCAAGUCAUACAACAAAGAUUUGGAAUCAGCUGAGGAGCGGCGAGAAAGGGAGCAACAAGAUCUGGAAUUUGCAAAAGAAAUGGCAGAGGAUGACGAUGAUGGAUUCCCGUGAUCUGGAUCUGCAUGAUUAUUGAUUUAGAAGAUUUUGAAUUACUGUAUCUAAAAUCAGUAAACCUAAAUAAACCAGAAACAUGACAUUAAACUAUGAUGGAAGUUCUUUUAUGGACUCGUACAUCUGUCAGCAUGUUCUGAGAAUGGAUUUUUGAGCUUUUACUCUAUUCAGGUUUGGUGUGUGUUUACCUGCUUUUAUUUCUGUUUUCUUAAGAAUAGUUCCCUUUUUGUCCCUUUAAAAUUUGUAACCAAUAACUUGCUGAUGAAAAUAUGGCUAAUAAAAACAAUAACGCAUA
Molecule: messenger RNA, 2195 nt
Organism: Callorhinchus milii (elephant shark)
Lineage: Eukaryota; Metazoa; Chordata; Chondrichthyes; Chimaeriformes; Callorhinchidae
Gene: psmd3
Product: proteasome 26S subunit, non-ATPase 3
Exons: 12
Coding region: 332-1900 (522 amino acids)
Biological process (GO): regulation of protein catabolic process; ubiquitin-dependent protein catabolic process
Cellular component (GO): proteasome regulatory particle, lid subcomplex; proteasome complex
Molecular function (GO): protein binding; enzyme regulator activity
Source: RefSeq, a predicted model, not a curated record